AUGACGUGGCCUUUGCCCAUGUUCCUUUGCCCUCUGACCAACUUCUGUUACUACAGCAGCAUCUACAUCAGCACCCUGUUCCUCAUGGCCAUCAGCGUGGAGCGCUACCUGGGCGUUGCCUAUCCUAUCAGGUACAAGUUGAACCGGAGGCCAAUGUAUGCGGUGUUUGCCAGCAUCUUGUUCUGGUUCCUUGCCUGCUCCCACUGCAGCAUUGUCUAUAUCGUGGAACUCGCGGUGCCAGACCAUAAUAACGAAACCAUCUCCAACUCUGCCAACGCCUCCAAAUGUUAUGAGAGUUUCUCCGCCAACCAGCUCGACAUCCUCCUCCCUGUCCGCCUGGAGCUCUGCAUCACCCUCUUCUUCCUCCCUUUCCUCAUCACCCUUUUCUGCUAUGUCAACUUAGUCCGCAUCCUAACCUCCUUGCCUAACAUCCAUGCCCGCAGGAAGCAACGGGCUGUGGGGCUCGCUGUGGCUACUUUGCUCAACUUUGCAGUCUGCUUUGCUCCCUACAACAUCUCCCACAUUGUGGGCUUCAUCCAGAAUGAGAGUCCUUCCUGGAGAGUUUAUGCUUUGCUCCUUAGCACCCUCAAUGCUUCCAUGGACCCAGCAAUCUUCUACUUCUCCUCCACUGCCAUCCAACAAACCUUUGCCAAAUGUUUUUCCGGCCUGGGACGCAAGUUCCAUGCCAUCAUGCCAUGGUGUUACCAGUUUUGCGGGUUCUGCUGUGAAAUCGAGAUAGACCACAGUGGGGUUGAUAAAUCUUCUAUUUCUAACCUGGGGGAGCUGCCUUCUGAAAGGAUUGUGAGGGGCUGGUAG
Molecule: messenger RNA, 816 nt
Organism: Podarcis lilfordi (Lilford's wall lizard)
Lineage: Eukaryota; Metazoa; Chordata; Lepidosauria; Squamata; Lacertidae
Source: the annotation of a GenBank genome assembly